AUGGGUGCCCCGAGCGGGUGCCCAGCGCUGCUGUGGGCCCUCGUGGCCCUGCUCUCGGCGGGCACGGCAGAGACCCAGGACCGCGAGCUGCAGAGCUGGACAAGUCAGCAGCCGGAGAUGACUGCCCGGCACCUGACCUUCAUCCCGCCCAUCACUGUCUUCCCCACCAUGAGCCCCGUGAAUGCGGCCCACGGCGGGCGGGUGUGCAGCACGUGGGGCGACUUCCACUACAAGACCUUCGACGGCGACGUCUUCCGCUUCCCCGGGCUGUGCAACUACGUCUUCUCCGCGCACUGCGGCUCGGCCUACGAGGACUUCAACCUGCAGCUCCGCCGCGGCCUGCUGGGCUCCAGGCCCACCAUCACCCACAUCGUCCUCAGAUCUCAGGGGCUCGUGCUGGAGGUCUCCAACGGCUCGGUCCUCAUCAACGGGUGGCGGGAGGAGCUGCCCUACAGCCGCGCGGGGCUCCUGGUGGAGCGGAGCAGCGCCUACGUCAGGAUCAACAUCCGGCUGAUGCUGACCUUCAUGUGGAACGGAGAAGACAGCGCCCUGCUGGAGCUGGACCCCAAGUACGGCAACCAGACCUGUGGCCUGUGCGGCGACUUCAACGGGCUCCGGGCCGUCAGCGAGUUCUACACCCACAACGCCAGGCUGAGCCCACUACAGUUUGGGAACCUGCAGAAACUGGAUGGGCCCACGGAGCAGUGCCAGGACCCUCUGCCCUCUCCCGCUGCUGACAACUGCACAGAUGAGGGCGGGUCCCACAUCUCCACCUACGACGAGAAACUCUACGACGUACACGGGGACUGCAGUUACGUCCUCACCAAGGUAUGUGCGGACAGCACGCUCACCGUGCUGGCCGACCUGCGGAAGUGUGGCCUGACGGACAACGAGAACUGCCUCAAAACAGUGACACUGAGCUUGAACGGAGGGGACACGACCGUCCAGAUCCAGGCCAACGGCGGGGUGUUCGUGAACUCCAUCUACACCCAGCUGCCCGUGUCUGUGGCGGACAUCACGGUCUUCAGGCCAUCGUCCUUCUUCAUCCUGGUGCAGACGGGCCCCUGGCUGCAGCUGCAGGUGCAGCUGACGCCCCUCAUGCAGGUGUUCCUCCGGCUGGACCCCGCCUACCGCGGCCGGAUGUGCGGCCUGUGUGGGAACUUCAACCAGAACCAGGCUGACGAUUUCCGGACCGUCGGCGGUGUGGUGGAGGCCACAGCCGCAGCCUUUGCCAACACCUGGAAGACCCAGGCCGCCUGCCCCAACGUCAAGAACAGCUUCGAGGACCCCUGCUCCCUCAGCGUGGAGAACGAGAACUACGCCCUGCACUGGUGCUCCCUGCUGACCCGCCCUGCCGGGCCCUUCUCACCCUGCCACUCCGUCGUCAGCCCUGGGCCCUUCCACUCGAACUGCCUGUUUGACACCUGCAACUGUGAGAAGAGUGAGGACUGCAUGUGUGCAGCCCUGUCCUCCUACGUCUGGGCCUGCGCUGCCCGCGGUGUGCUGCUCCGCGGCUGGCGGGACGGCGUGUGCACCAAGUACGCGAGCAGCUGCCCGAAGACCCAGAGCUACGCCCACGUGGUGGACAGCUGCCAGCCCACCUGCCGCUCCCUGAGCCAGCCCGACGUCUCCUGCGACGUGGCCUUCGUGCCCGUUGACGGCUGCGUCUGCCCCCAGGGCACCUUCCUGGACGACGCGGGCGACUGCGUCCCCGCCGAGGCCUGUCCCUGCUACUUGGGCGGCACGGUGGUGGCUCCCGGGGAGGUCGUUCACGACAACGGCGUGGUGUGUUCGUGUGUGAGCGGGAGGCUGAGCUGUCUGGGGGCCACGGAGCAGAGCACAGGGUGCGUGGCCCCUAUGGUGUUCCUUGACUGCAGCAACACCUCCGCGGAUGCACCGGGGGCCGAGUGCGUGCGAAGCUGCCACACCCUGGACGUGGACUGUUUCAGCACUCACUGCGUGUCGGGCUGUGUCUGCCCCGUGGGGCUGCUGUCCGACGGGAGCGGAGGCUGCGUGGCCAAGGAGGACUGCCCUUGUAUGCACAACGAGGCUGCCUACAAGCCCGGGGAGGUCAUCAAGGUCGACUGUAACACCUGCACCUGCAGGGGCCGCAGGUGGGAGUGCAGCGACCGGCCCUGCCUGGGCACCUGUGUGGCCUAUGGGGACGGCCACUUCCUCACCUUCGACGGCGAGCGCUACGGCUUCGAGGGGAGCUGCGAGUACACGCUGGCCCAGGACUACUGUGGGGGCGGUGACACCGCCAACGGGACCUUCCGCAUCGUCACUGAGAACGUGCCCUGCGGGACUACGGGCGUCACCUGCUCCAAGGCCAUCAAGAUCUUCCUGGGGAGCUACGAGCUGAUCCUGCACGAGGGCACCCACAGGGUGCUGCAGAGGGGGCCGGGUGGAGACCUGCCCUACAGGGUCCGGUACAUGGGCGUCUACCUGACUGUGGAGACCCACAGCGGCGUGGUUGUGUCCUGGGACCGGAAGACCAGCGUGAUCAUCCGGCUGCGCCAUGAAUACAAGGGGAGGGUCUGCGGGCUGUGCGGGAACUUCGACGACAACGCCCUCAACGACUUCACCACGCGGAGCCAGUCUGUGGUGGGCGACGUGCUGGAGUUUGGCAACAGCUGGAAAUUCUCCCCGUCGUGCCCGGACGCUCUGGCCCCCAGGGACCCCUGCACCGCCAACCCGUAUCGAAGGUCGUGGGCCCAGAAGCAGUGCAGCAUCAUCAACAGUGCCACCUUCAGCGCCUGCCAUUCUCAGGUCGACUCCACCAGGUACCACGAGGCCUGCGUGAGCGACGCCUGCGCCUGCGACUCGGGGGCUGACUGCGAGUGCUUUUGCACGGCCGUGGCCGCCUAUGCCCAGGCCUGCCACGAAGCGGGCGUGUGCGUGUCCUGGCGGACCCCGGACGUCUGCCCUCUGUUCUGCGACUACUACAACCCGCACGGGGAGUGCGAGUGGCAUUACCAGCCCUGCGGGGCCCCCUGUCUGAAGACCUGCCGGAACCCCAGUGGGCUUUGCCUGAUGGACCUGCCAGGCCUGGAAGGCUGCUACCCGGAGUGCCCGCCCAGCAAGCCGCUCUUCAACGAGGACCGGAUGGAGUGUGUGGCACAGUGCAGCGGCUGCUACGACAGAGAUGGGAACUACUAUGAUGUUGGCACGAGGGUUCCCACCACGGAGAACUGUCAGAGCUGCGCCUGCACCUCCAGCGGCCUCCAGUGCACUCACAGCCCCGAGGCCUGUACGUGCACCUAUGAGGGCAGGACCUAUGCCUAUGGGGACGUCAUCUACAACACGACAGACGGGCUGGGCGCCUGCCUGAUCGCCAUCUGCAGAGACAACGGGACCAUCGUCCGGAGGGCCAUGGAGUGUCCCGGAACCCCGUCUACAACGCCCUUCACCUUCACCAGCACCGCAGCUCUGCCCUCCACCACAGGCUUGGCCCCCACCCCCUCCACUGUGUGUGUGCGGAAGGUCUGCCACUGGUCCGACUGGUAUGACGGAAGCCAUCCAGAGCCAGGCAUGAGCGGGGGAGACUUUGAAACAUUCGAGAACCUGAGGCAGAGGGGUUACCAGGUCUGCCUGGCCCCCGUGGACAUUGAGUGCCAGGCACAGCUAUUCCCAGGCAUGCCCCUGGAGAAGCUGGGCCAGAAGGUGGAGUGUAGCCAGGACAAGGGCUUGACUUGCCUCAACAGCGAGCAGAGCCCCGCCCUCUGUCACAACUACAAGCUGAGGGUCCUCUGCUGCGACUAUGUGCCCUGUGGCACCAGCCAGCCUCCAUCCUCCCAGACCACGCCCACCAGACCACCCACCCACCCAACCACGGCAGUGCUCACCUCCCAGACCGCAACCACCAAGCUGACCACAACCACGACCCCAGAGGGCAGCAGCUCUGUGUUCCCGGCCACCACCACCUGUGAGCCUCGCUGUCAAUGGACAGAGUGGUUCGACGUGGACUAUCCCAAGUACGAGGAGGGCGGGGGCGACUUUGAGACCUAUGAGAAGGUCAGGGCUGCGGGAGGGGCUGUGUGCGAGCAGCCCCAGGAGAUAAAAUGUGAGGCUGAGAACUACCCGGGCCUGCCACUGGAGCAGGUGGGCCAGCGAGUGCACUGUGACGUCCGCUUCGGCCUGGUGUGCAGGAACGAGGAGCAACCGGGCCUGUUCAAGAUGUGCGUCAACUACAGGAUGCGUGUGCUGUGCUGUAGCAGCCGCUGCACGCCGCCCACGGCCACCACGUCCCCCACGGCCACGGCCACUGCCUCCACAGCUACAGUGCCCAUGUCCACCACUGCCACAGUGCCCACGGCAACCACCACCACCACUGCCACAGUGCCCACGUCCACCACGGCCACAGUGCCCACGGCAACCACAGCCACAGUGCCCAGGUCCACCACCACCACUGCCACAGUGCCCACGUCCAAUACAGUGCCCAUGUCCACCACUGCCACAGUGCCCAGGUCCACCACCACCACUGCCACAGUGCCCACGUCCACCACUGCCACAGUGCCCACGGCAACCACCACCACUGCUACAGUGCCCAUGUCCACCACUGCCACAGUGCCCACGGCAACCAUGCCCACGUCCACCACUGCCACAGUGCCCAGGUCCACCACCACAGCUACAGUGCCCACGUCCACCACUGCCACAGUGCCCACGGCAACCACCGCUACAGCUACAGUGCCCACGUCCACCACUACCACAGGGCCCAUGGCAACCACAGCUACAGUGUCCAUGGCAACCACCACCACUGCCACACACCCCAGGACCAGCACCCCAGUGCCCGCUACGGCCACCACCGGGCCCACCACCAGCCAGGCCAUGACCAGCUGUCAACCCAAGUGCACGUGGACAGAGUGGUUCGACGUGGACUACCCCAAGUACGAGGAGGGCGGGGGCGACUUUGAGACCUAUGAGAAGGUCAGGGCUGCGGGAGGGGCUGUGUGCGAGCAGCCCCAGGAGGUAAAAUGUGAGGCUGAGAACUACCCGGGCCUGCCACUGGAGCAGGUGGGCCAGCGAGUGCACUGUGACGUCCGCUUCGGCCUGGUGUGCAGGAACGAGGAGCAACCGGGCCUGUUCAAGAUGUGCGUCAACUACAGGAUGCGUGUGCUGUGCUGUAGCAGCCGCUGCACGCCGCCCACGGCCACCACGUCCCCCACGGCCACGGCCACUGCCUCCACAGCUACAGUGCCCACGUCCACCACUGCCACAGUGCCCAGGUCCACCACCACCACCACUGCCACAGUGCCCACGUCCACCACUGCCACAGUGCCCACGGCAACCACCGCUACAGCUACAGUGCCCACGUCCACCACUGCCACAGUGCCCACGGCAACCAGCGCCACAGUGCCCACGGCAACCACCGGCACAGUGCCCACGUCCACCACCACCACUGCUACAGUGCCCACGGCAACCAGCGCCACUGCCACAGUGCCCACGGCAACCACCGCCACAGUGCCCACGUCCACCACCACCACAGUGCCCAGGUCCACCACCACCACUGCUACAGUGCCCACGGCAACCACCACUGCUACAGUGCCCACGGCAACCACUGCCACAGUGCCCACAGCAACCACCGCCACAGUGCCCACAUCCACUACAGUGCCCACGUCCACCACUGCCACAGUGCCCACGGCAACCAGCGCCACUGCCACAGUGCCCACGGCAACCACCGCCACAGUGCCCACGUCCACCACAGCCACAGUGCCCACGGCGAUCACAGCCACAGUGCCCAGGUCCACCACUGCCACAGUGCCCACGGCGACCACUGCUACAGUGCCCAUGGUGACCACAGCUACAGUGCCCACGGCAACCACCGCCACUGCUACAGUGCCCACGUCCACCACUGCCACAGUGCCCACGUCUACCACAGCUACAGUGCCCACAUCCACCACUGCCACAGUGCCCACAGCAACCACCUCUACAGCUACAGUGCCCACGUCCACCACUACCACAGUGCCCACGGCGACCACAGCUACAGUGCCCAUGGCAACCACCACCACUGCCACAGUGCCCACUGCAACCAGCGCCACAGCUUCAGUGCCCACGUCCACCACUGCCACAGUGCCCAUGUCCAGCACCACCACUGCCACAGCUGUGACUGCCACCACAGCGACAGUGCCCACGGCCACCCCCUCCUCUGCCACCAUCUCUACAGCUGCCACCUCCAAUGCCACAGCCCUGACUGCCGCGGUUGUCACUGCUACAGUGCCCACUGCCACCAUCUCCGCUGGCUCAGUGCCCACUGCCUCCACUGCCUCCAGCACCACCUCCACUGCUGUGCCAACACCCACACAGACCAGAACACAGACGGGGAGCACAGUGGUUCCUGGGUCCCCUGCCAGCAGUGCCACACCAGUGCCUGCCCUUUCCACGGGACUCACGACCCGAGCGACAUCCUCGAGUCCAGGCCACACAAGCACACUCCCAGCAACUCCUCAAGGACCCACAGGGUCCACCACCCUGGGGACAGCCACGUCGGGCCUCCCAACUCCAGAAACCUCACAGGGGCCCACCUCGGUGUUGGCAACGACUCAAACCUCCACAGCUGGGCUGCAGACAGAAGCACCACUGAGCACAACAGGCACCCUGUCCACCCAGCACCCCAGGACCAGCACCCCAGUGCCCGCUACGGCCACCACCGGGCCCACCACCAGCCAGGCCACGACCAGCUGUCAACCCAAGUGCACGUGGACAGAGUGGUUCGACGUGGACUACCCCAAGUACGAGGAGGGCGGGGGCGACUUUGAGACCUAUGAGAAGGUCAGGGCUGCGGGAGGGGCUGUGUGCGAGCAGCCCCAGGAGAUAAAAUGUGAGGCUGAGAACUACCCGGGCCUGCCACUGGAGCAGGUGGGCCAGCGAGUGCACUGUGACGUCCGCUUCGGCCUGGUGUGCAGGAACGAGGAGCAACCGGGCCUGUUCAAGAUGUGCGUCAACUACAGGAUGCGUGUGCUGUGCUGUAGCAGCCGCUGCACGCCGCCCACGGCCACCACGUCCCCCACGGCCACGGCCACUGCCUCCACAGCUACAGUGCCCACGUCCACCACUGCCACAGUGCCCAGGUCCACCACCACCACCACUGCCACAGUGCCCACGUCCACCACUGCCACAGUGCCCACGGCAACCACCGCUACAGCUACAGUGCCCACGUCCACCACUGCCACAGUGCCCACGGCAACCAGCGCCACAGUGCCCACGGCAACCACCGGCACAGUGCCCACGUCCACCACCACCACUGCUACAGUGCCCACGGCAACCAGCGCCACUGCCACAGUGCCCACGGCAACCACCGCCACAGUGCCCACGUCCACCACCACCACAGUGCCCAGGUCCACCACCACCACUGCUACAGUGCCCACGGCAACCACCACUGCCACAGUGCCCACGGCAACCACUGCCACAGUGCCCACAGCAACCACCGCCACAGUGCCCACAUCCACUACAGUGCCCACGUCCACCACUGCCACAGUGCCCACGGCAACCAGCGCCACUGCCACAGUGCCCACGGCAACCACCGCCACAGUGCCCACGUCCACCACAGCCACAGUGCCCACGGCGAUCACAGCCACAGUGCCCAGGUCCACCACUGCCACAGUGCCCACGGCGACCACUGCUACAGUGCCCAUGGUGACCACAGCUACAGUGCCCACGGCAACCACCGCCACUGCUACAGUGCCCACGUCCACCACUGCCACAGUGCCCACGUCUACCACAGCUACAGUGCCCACAUCCACCACUGCCACAGUGCCCACAGCAACCACCUCUACAGCUACAGUGCCCACGUCCACCACUACCACAGUGCCCAUGGCGACCACAGCUACAGCCACAGCGACAGUGCCCACAGCCACCCCCUCCUCUGCCACCAUCUCUACAGCUGCCACCUCCAAUGCCACAGCCCUGACUGCCGCGGUUGUCACUGCUACAGUGCCCACUGCCACCAUCUCCGCUGGCUCAGCGCCCACUGCCUCCACUGCCUCCAGCACCACCUCCACUGCUGUGCCAACACCCACACAGACCAGAACACAGACGGGGAGCACAGUGGUUCCUGGGUCCCCUGCCAGCAGUGCCACACCAGUGCCUGCCCUUUCCACGGGACUCACGACCCGAGCGACAUCCUCGAGUCCAGGCCACACAAGCACACUCCCAGCAACUCCUCAAGGACCCACAGGGUCCACCACCCUGGGGACAGCCACGUCGGGUCUCCCAACUCCAGAAACCUCACAGGGGCCCACCUCGGUGUUGGCAACGACUCAAACCUCCACAGCUGGGCCGCAGACAGAAGCACCACUGAGCACAACAGGCACCCUGUCCACCCAGCACCCCAGGACCAGCACCCCAGUGCCCGCUACGGCCACCACCGGGCCCACCACCAGCCAGGCCAUGACCAGCUGUCAACCCAAGUGCACGUGGACAGAGUGGUUCGACGUGGACUACCCCAAGUACGAGGAGGGCGGGGGCGACUUUGAGACCUAUGAGAAGGUCAGGGCUGCGGGAGGGGCUGUGUGCGAGCAGCCCCAGGAGAUAAAAUGUGAGGCUGAGAACUACCCGGGCCUGCCACUGGAGCAGGUGGGCCAGCGAGUGCACUGUGACGUCCGCUUCGGCCUGGUGUGCAGGAACGAGGAGCAACCGGGCCUGUUCAAGAUGUGCGUCAACUACAGGAUGCGUGUGCUGUGCUGUAGCAGCCGCUGCACGCCGCCCACGGCCACCACGUCCCCCACGGCCACGGCCACUGCCUCCACAGCUACAGUGCCCACGUCCACCACUGCCACAGUGCCCAGGUCCACCACCACCACCACUGCCACAGUGCCCACGUCCACCACUGCCACAGUGCCCACGUCCACCACUGCCACAGUGCCCACGGCAACCACCGCUACAGCUACAGUGCCCACGUCCACCACUGCCACAGUGCCCACGGCAACCAGCGCCACAGUGCCCACGGCAACCACCGGCACAGUGCCCACGUCCACCACCACCACUGCUACAGUGCCCACGGCAACCAGCGCCACUGCCACAGUGCCCACGGCAACCACCGCCACAGUGCCCACGUCCACCACCACCACAGUGCCCAGGUCCACCACCACCACUGCUACAGUGCCCACGGCAACCACCACUGCUACAGUGCCCACGGCAACCACUGCCACAGUGCCCACAGCAACCACCGCCACAGUGCCCACAUCCACUACAGUGCCCACGUCCACCACUGCCACAGUGCCCACGGCAACCAGCGCCACUGCCACAGUGCCCACGGCAACCACCGCCACAGUGCCCACGUCCACCACAGCCACAGUGCCCACGGCGAUCACAGCCACAGUGCCCAGGUCCACCACUGCCACAGUGCCCACGGCGACCACUGCUACAGUGCCCAUGGUGACCACAGCUACAGUGCCCACGGCAACCACCGCCACUGCUACAGUGCCCACGUCCACCACUGCCACAGUGCCCACGUCUACCACAGCUACAGUGCCCACAUCCACCACUGCCACAGUGCCCACAGCAACCACCUCUACAGCUACAGUGCCCACGUCCACCACUACCACAGUGCCCACGGCGACCACAGCUACAGUGCCCAUGGCAACCACCACCACUGCCACAGUGCCCACUGCAACCAGCGCCACAGCUUCAGUGCCCACGUCCACCACUGCCACAGUGCCCAUGUCCAGCACCACCACUGCCACAGUGCCCACGCCCACCACCGCCACAGUGCCCACGUCCACCACUGCCACAGUGCCCACCUCCACCACCGCCACAGUGCCCACACCCACCACCACCACAGUGCCCACGGCAACCACCGCCACGGUGCCCACGUCCACCACUGCCACUGCCACCAUCUCUACAGCUGCCACCUCCAAUGCCACAGCCCUGACUGCCGCGGUUGUCACUGCUACAGUGCCCACUGCCACCAUCUCCGCUGGCUCAGUGCCCACUGCCUCCACUGCCUCCAGCACCACCUCCACUGCUGUGCCAACACCCACACAGACCAGAACACAGACGGGGAGCACAGUGGUUCCUGGGUCCCCUGCCAGCAGUGCCACACCAGUGCCUGCCCUUUCCACGGGACUCACGACCCGAGCGACAUCCUCGAGUCCAGGCCACACAAGCACACUCCCAGCAACUCCUCAAGGACCCACAGGGUCCACCACCCUGGGGACAGCCACGUCGGGCCUCCCAACUCCAGAAACCUCACAGGGGCCCACCUCGGUGUUGGCAACGACUCAAACCUCCACAGCUGGGCUGCAGACAGAAGCACCACUGAGCACAACAGGCACCCUGUCCACCCAGCACCCCAGGACCAGCACCCCAGUGCCCGCUACGGCCACCACCGGGCCCACCACCAGCCAGGCCACGACCAGCUGUCAACCCAAGUGCACGUGGACAGAGUGGUUCGACGUGGACUACCCCAAGUACGAGGAGGGCGGGGGCGACUUUGAGACCUAUGAGAAGGUCAGGGCUGCGGGAGGGGCUGUGUGCGAGCAGCCCCAGGAGAUAAAAUGUGAGGCUGAGAACUACCCGGGCCUGCCACUGGAGCAGGUGGGCCAGCGAGUGCACUGUGACGUCCGCUUCGGCCUGGUGUGCAGGAACGAGGAGCAACCGGGCCUGUUCAAGAUGUGCGUCAACUACAGGAUGCGUGUGCUGUGCUGUAGCAGCCGCUGCACGCCGCCCACGGCCACCACGUCCCCCACGGCCACGGCCACUGCCUCCACAGCUACAGUGCCCACGUCCACCACUGCCACAGUGCCCAGGUCCACCACCACCACAACUGCCACAGUGCCCACGUCCACCACUGCCACAGUGCCCACGGCAACCACCGCUACAGCUACAGUGCCCACGUCCACCACUGCCACAGUGCCCACGGCAACCAGCGCCACAGUGCCCACGGCAACCACCGGCACAGUGCCCACGUCCACCACCACCACUGCUACAGUGCCCACGGCAACCACCGCCACAGUGCCCACGUCCACCACUGCCACAGUGCCCACGGCGACCACUGCUACAGUGCCCAUGGUGACCACAGCUACAGUGCCCACGGCAACCACCGCCACUGCUACAGUGCCCACGUCCACCACUGCCACAGUGCCCACGUCUACCACAGCUACAGUGCCCACAUCCACCACUGCCACAGUGCCCACAGCAACCACCUCUACAGCUACAGUGCCCACGUCCACCACUACCACAGUGCCCACGGCGACCACAGCUACAGUGCCCAUGGCAACCACCACCACUGCCACAGUGCCCACUGCAACCAGCGCCACAGCUUCAGUGCCCACGUCCACCACUGCCACAGUGCCCAUGUCCAGCACCACCACUGCCACAGUGCCCACGCCCACCACCGCCACAGUGCCCACGUCCACCACUGCCACAGUGCCCACCUCCACCACCGCCACAGUGCCCACACCCACCACCACCACAGUGCCCACGGCAACCACCGCCACGGUGCCCACGUCCACCACUGCCACAGUGCCGACUGCCACCACAGCGACAGUGCCCACGGCCACCCCCUCCUCUGCCACCAUCUCUACAGCUGCCACCUCCAAUGCCGCAGCCCUGACUGCCGCGGUUGUCACUGCUACAGUGCCCACUGCCACCAUCUCCGCUGGCUCAGUGCCCACUGCCUCCACUGCCUCCAGCACCACCUCCACUGCUGUGCCAACACCCACACAGACCAGAACACAGACGGGGAGCACAGUGGUUCCUGGGUCCCCUGCCAGCAGUGCCACACCAGUGCCUGCCCUUUCCACGGGACUCACGACCCGAGCGACAUCCUCGAGUCCAGGCCACACAAGCACACUCCCAGCAACUCCUCAAGGACCCACAGGGUCCACCACCCUGGGGACAGCCACGUCGGGCCUCCCAACUCCAGAAACCUCACAGGGGCCCACCUCGGUGUUGGCAACGACUCAAACCUCCACAGCUGGGCCGCAGACAGAAGCACCACUGAGCACAACAGGCACCCUGUCCACCCAGCACCCCAGGACCAGCACCCCAGUGCCCGCUACGGCCACCACCGGGCCCACCACCAGCCAGGCCACGACCAGCUGUCAACCCAAGUGCACGUGGACAGAGUGGUUCGACGUGGACUUCCCCACCUCGGGGGUCACAGGUGGCGACAUCGAGACCUAUGCCAAUAUCCGGGCUGCAGGCGGCAAGAUGUGCCAGGAUCCAGAGAAGAUCGAAUGCCGGGCAGAGAGCUACCCCGAGGUCAGCAUCGACCAGAUCGGGCAGGUACUCACCUGCAGCCUGGAGACAGGGUUGGUGUGCAGGAACGUGGACCAGAGGGGGCCUUUCACCAUGUGCUUCAACUACAACAUCCGUGUGUACUGCUGUGAUGAUGUCCGACACUGCCCCACCACAGCCUCCCCUGGCCUGCGGUCCACUUCCCUGCCCCCUGGCAGCUCCCCAGCAACAGGGCCAUCGCCUCCGACCUCCACCACAGCCUGGUCCCCGUUCUCCACCUCCAAGGCCUUGCCCACAACCCCGAAGCCGACUUGGACUGGUGCCCCCUCCACAGUCACUCUGGUGACUUCCCACAUUCUUGAGUCCACCUCUGUGACCAGCCUGCCCACCACUCACACCCACUUCCUGCCACCCACAACCUCCAAGGGCACCACACAAGUCACAGAGCUCCCCACCAGGCCCUCUGAGACCACGACCAGACCCCCAGUCACCACACUCAGCACAGGCCAGGCUACCUCCAGCACAGGGGCGGGCACCAGAACCUCCCUAUCCCCUCCGGGGCCUGAGCCCAGCAUCUCCUCACUGGGCACUACCCUGGGCUCCCCCACCACCACCACAACCUCUGUGGCCACUUUGUCCUCCCCAAAGGCCCACACCUCUGGGACCACCUUGGUCCCCACAUCCCCAGGGACUGCGUCCACCACCUGUGAGCACCAGUGUGCCUGGACAGACUGGAUGGACCAGAGCUACCCACACCCAGGGGCUGAUGGGGGGGACUUUGAGACGUAUGCUAACAUCCGGGCAGCCGGUGGGGCUGUCUGCGAGCAGCCUCUGAAGCUGGAGUGUCGGGCUGAGCAGCUGCCAGACACCCCCCUGACAGACCUGGGCCAGGUGGUACUGUGCCAGCGAGAGGUGGGCCUGGUGUGCCGGAACCAGGACCAGAGCGGCCAGAUGUGCCUCAACUACCAGAUCCGCUUACUCUGCUGUGAGAAGAGCUACUGCCCCAGCACGGCCAUCACCACCUCCACCCCAACCCCCACCAGUGAGACAGGACCCGCCUCCACAGUGACCACGGGGAGGGUCUCCACCCCCACGAGUGUGACAGGACCCUCCUCCACAGUGAUCACAAAGAGGGUCUCCACCCCCACGAGUGUUCCAGCUCCUUCCUCAGCGACCACUGAGAGGACCUCCACCCCCACAAGUAUGACAGGACUUUCCUCCACAGUGACCACCAAGGGGGUCUCCACCCCCACCAGUGUGACAGGACCCUCCUCCACAGUGACCACCAAGGGGGUCUCCACCCCCACCAGUGUGACAGGACCCUCCUCCACAGUGACCACUGAGAAGACCUCCACCCCCACCAGUGUGACAGGACCCGCCUCCACAGUGACCACUGAGAAGACCUCCACCCCCACCGGUGAGACAGGACCUGCCUCCACAGUGACCACUGAGAAGACCUCCACCCCCACCAGUGUGACAGGACCUGCCUUCACAGUGACCACUGAGAAGACCUCCACCCCCACUAGUGAGACAGGACCUGCCUCCACAGUGACCACUGAGAAGACCUCCACCCCCACCAGUGAGACAGGACCCGCCUCCACAGUGACCACGGAGAAGACCUCCACCCCCACCAGUGAGACAGGACCUGCCUCCACAGUGACCACUGAGAAGACCUCCACACCCACCAGUGUGACAGGACCCGCCUCCACAGUGACCACGGAGAGGGUCUCCACCCCCACCAGUGUGACAGGACCCUCCUCCAAGGCAACCACAGAGGGGGUCUCCACCAUCACCAGUGAGACAGGACCCUCCUCCACAGCGACCAGGGAGAGAACCUCCACCUCCACCAGUGUGACAGGACCCUCCUCCAUGGUGACCACUGAGAGUAUCUCCACCCUCACCAGUGUGACAGGACCCUCCUCCAAGGGGACCACGGAGGGGGUCUCCACCCCCACAAGUGUGACAGGACCCUCCUCCACAGUGAUCACAAAGAGGGUCUCCACCCCCACGAGUGUUCCAGCUCCUUCCUCAGCGACCACUGAGAGGACCUCCACCCCCACAAGUAUGACAGGACUCUCCUCCACAGUGACCACCAAGGGGGUCUCCACCCCCACCAGUGAGACAGGACCCGCCUCCACAGUGACCACUGAGAAGACCUCCACACCCACCAGUGAGACAGGACCCUCCUCCAUGGUGACCACUGAGAGAGUCUCCACACCGACCAGUGAGACAGGGCCCGUCUCCAUGGUGACCACCGAGAGGACCUCCACCCCCACAAGUGUGACAGGACCCUCCUCCACAGUGACCACAAAGAGGACCUCCACCCCCACCAGUGUGACAGGACCCGCCUCCACAGUGAUCACAAAGAGGGUCUCCACCCCCACGAGUGUUCCAGCUCCUUCCUCAGCGACCACUGAGAGGACCUCCACCCCCACAAGUAUGAGAGGACUUUCCUCCACAGUGACCACCAAGGGGGUCUCCACCCCCACCAGUGUGACAGGACCCUCCUCCACAGUGACCACUGAGAAGACCUCCACCCCCACCAGUGUGACAGGACCCGCCUCCACAGUGACCACGGAGAGGGUCUCCACCCCCACCAGUGAGACAGGACCCUCCUCCAAGGCAACCACAGAGGGGGUCUCCACCAUCACCAGUGAGACAGGACCCUCCUCCACAGCGACCAGGGAGAGAACCUCUACCUCCACCAGUGUGACAGGACCCUCCUCCAUGGUGACCACUGAGAGUAUCUCCACCCUCACCAGUGUGACAGGACCCUCCUCCAAGGGGACCACGGAGGGGGUCUCCACCCCCACAAGUGUGACAGGACCCUCCUCCACAGUGAUCACAAAGAGGGUCUCCACCCCCACGAGUGUUCCAGCUCCUUCCUCAGCGACCACUGAGAGGACCUCCACCCCCACAAGUAUGACAGGACUCUCCUCCACAGUGACCACCAAGGGGGUCUCCACCCCCACCAGUGAGACAGGACCCGCCUCCACAGUGACCACUGAGAAGACCUCCACACCCACCAGUGUGACAGGACCCUCCUCCAUGGUGACCACUGAGAGAGUCUCCACACCGACCAGUGAGACAGGACCCAUCUCCAUGGUGACCACCGAGAGGACCUCCACCCCCACAAGUGUGACAGGACCCUCCUCCACAGUGACCACAAAGAGGACCUCCACCCCCACCAGUGUGACAGGACCCGCCUCCACAGUGAUCACAAAGAGGGUCUCCACCCCCACGAGUGUUCCAGCUCCUUCCUCAGCGACCACUGAGAGGACCUCCACCCCCACAAGUAUGAGAGGACUUUCCUCCACAGUGACCACCAAGGGGGUCUCCACCCCCACCAGUGUGACAGGACCCUCCUCCACAGUGACCACUGAGAAGACCUCCACCCCCACCAGUGUGACAGGACCCGCCUCCACAGUGACCACGGAGAGGGUCUCCACCCCCACCAGUGAGACAGGACCCUCCUCCAAGGCAACCACAGAGGGGGUCUCCACCAUCACCAGUGUGACAGGACCCUCCUCCAUGGUGACCACUGAGAGGAUCUCCACCCUCACCAGUGUGACAGGACCCUCCUCCAAGGGGACCACGGAGGGGGUCUCCACCCCCACAAGUGUGACAGGACCCUCCUCCACAGUGAUCACAAAGAGGGUCUCCACCCCCACGAGUGUUCCAGCUCCUUCCUCAGCGACCACUGAGAGGACCUCCACCCCCACAAGUAUGACAGGACUCUCCUCCACAGUGACCACCAAGGGGGUCUCCACCCCCACCAGUGAGACAGGACCCGCCUCCACAGUGACCACUGAGAAGACCUCCACACCCACCAGUGUGACAGGACCCUCCUCCAAGGCAACCACAAAGAGGACCUCCACCCCCACCAGUGAGACAGGACCCGCCUCCACAGUGACCACGGGGAGGGUCUCCACCCCCACCAGUGUGACAGGACCCGCCUCCACAGUGACCACGGGGAGGGUCUCCACCCCCACGAGUGUGACAGGACCCGCCUCCACAGUGACCACUGAGAAGACCUCCACCCCCACCAGUGAGACAGGACCCGCCUCCACAGUGACCAGGGAGAGAACCUCCACCUCCACCAGUGAGACAGGACCCUCCUCCACAGUGACCACUGAGAGAGUCUCCACACCGACCAGUGAGACAGGACCCGUCUCCAUGGUGACCACCGAGAGGACCUCCACCCCCACAAGUGUGACAGGACCCUCCUCCACAGUGACCACGGAGAGGGUCUCCACCCCCACCAGUGUGACAGGACCCUCCUCCAAGGCAACCACAGAGGGGGUCUCCACCAUCACCAGUGAGACAGGACCCUCCUCCACAGCGACCACGAAGAGGACCUCCACCCCCACCAGUGUGACAGGAUCCUCCUCCACAGUGACCACAGAGGGGGUCUCCACCCCCACCAGUGAGACAGGACCUUCCUCCACCAUGACCACAGAGGGGGUCUCCACCCCCACGAGUGUGACAGGACCCUCCUCCACAGUGACCACGGAGGGAGCUUCCACCCCCAAUUGUGACAGGAUCCUCCUCCAUGGUGACCACAGAAGGGGUCUCCACCCCCACGAGUGUGACAGGACCCUCCUCCACAGUGAUCACAAAGAGGGUCUCCACCCCCACGAGUGUGUCAGGACCCUCCUCCGUGCGACCACCAAGAGGACCUCCACCCCCACGAGUGUGACAGGACCUUCCUCCACAGUGACCACAGAGGGGGUCUCCACCCCCACGAGUGUGACAGGACCCUCCUCCACAGUGACCACAGAGGGGGUCUCCACCCCCAUGAGUGUGACAGGACCCUCCUCCGUGGCGACCAAAGAGGACCUCCACCCCCACGAGUGUGACAGGACCUUCCUCAACAGUGACCACAGAGGGGGUCUCCACCCCCACGAGUGUGACAGGACCUUCCUCCACAGUGACACAGAGGGGGUCUCCAGCCCCACGAGUGUGACAGGAUCCGCCUCCGUGGUGACCACCGAGAGGAUGUCCAUCUCUAGUCCGUCUCCCUUCCCAGGGUCCUCACCCAUGACCACCAAGCCAGACUUGUCCAGUAUCUCAGCCUCCCCCUUAUUGACUACUCCUGUGUCUCCACUCACUACCCCGUCCUCGUCCUCAGAGACCUCUGGCAGCCUGGUGCCCUCCGUUGUUCCCGCAACCUCGCCUAGCCCCACCACACCCUGCCUUUGCCACGCCUUUGGGAAGUUCUUCCUACCUGGGGACAUUGUCUACAACAAGACAGACGGGGCAGGCUGCCCCUUCUUAGCCAUCUGUAACCAGCGCUGUGAACUUGACCGCUUCCAGGGCGCCUGCACCACCUCCUCACCCACAGGGACCUCAGCCUCUGUGCCCCCAACCACCCCAGUUAGCGGCUGUGAUCGCACAGUCCCUCCUCGAAAGGUGAAUGAGUCCUGGUUCCUGGAGGACUGCACGGUGGCCCGUUGUGAAGGUGACAACCGUGUCACCCUGCUGGGGCCACGGCCGAUGAGCAGCAUCACGUGCGUGAACGGGCACCUGCCCGUGAAGGUGCAGAAUCAGAGCCACCACUGUGCCUACCGCUACGAGUGCGAGUGCGUCUGCAGCGGCUGGGGGAGUAGCCACUAUGAGACCUUCGACGGCACCUCCUACACCUUCCGGGACAACUGCACCUACGUCCUCGUGCGCGAGAUCCAGUCACGCCACGGCAACUUCCGCGUCCUGCUGCACAACCGCUUCUGCGAGGCCGCCGCCCACUGCCCCCGUGCCCUGAGCACCCACUACCAGUCCACGGACGUCGUCCUCUCCACCACCACCAGCGCCGAUGGGCAGGAGGAAAGCCUGAUCCUGUUGGACCAAACUCGGGUGAGGCAGAGCUUCAGCAAGAACGGCGUGGCCGUGACCCUGACCGGGGCCACCGGGAUGCGCGUCGAUAUUCCCGCCAUCGGUGUCAGCAUCACCUUCAACGGGAGGGUCUUCCAGGCCCGGCUCUCGUACAGCCACUUCCGUCACAACACUGAGGGCCAGUGCGGCACCUGCACCAACAACCGCAGGGAUGAAUGUCGCCGGCCGGAUGGCACCAUGGCCCGCACCUGCCGGGACAUGGCCCGGUCCUGGCUGGUCUCCGACAGCAGCGGGGAGGGCUGCGGAGAGCCCACCAGCCUGCCCCCAACCACCAGCCCCCUCUUGCCGGGAACCAGCACGCCCGCCAUCCACCCAUCAUGCCCCCCAGAGCCCCUCUGCGAGCUGAUGCUGAGCUCGGUCUUCGCCGGGUGCCACAGCCUCAUCCCGCCUGGCCCGUACUUCAAUGCCUGUGUCAGUGACAGCUGCUGGCCUGGCCACGGCCGCAAGGUGCUCUGCCAGAGCCUGGAGACCUACGCAGAGCUCUGCCGCUCCCGGGGCGUCUGCGCCGACUGGCGCAAUGCCACCCACGGGCUGUGUGACCUAGCCUGCCCGCCCGCCAAGGUGUACAAGUCUUGCGGCCCUGUGCAGCCAGAGUCCUGCGACUCCAGGGGCCAGAGUCUGCAGAGCGUGGGGCUGGCAGAGGGCUGCUUCUGUCCCGACGGCCACAUCCUCUUCAAUUCCCACAGGGACAUCUGUGUGCCCGAGUGCUCCUGUGUGGGACCGGAUGGGCUUCCCAAAGUCCCUGGAGAACGGUGGGUCAGCAACUGCCAGAACUGCGUGUGUGACAAGGGCACCGUGUCAGUGCAGUGCGUGCCCAUGGAGUGCCCGGCCCCAGACCAGCCACAGGAAUGCAGCCGGGCCGGCUUCGUGGCCGUGAGCAGGCCUCUGGCGGACAACCCAUGCUGCGUGGAGAAUCUGUGUGUCUGCAAUGCGAGCACAUGCCCCCAGAGCCCCCCUGCAUGUAGGCGGGGAGAGAAGCUUGUCCGCACCCAGGUGGAGGGUGACUGUUGCCCCACCUUCAUCUGCGAGCCUCUGCUGUGCAGCUUCAAUGGCACGUUCUACGGGGUUGGUGCGACCAUCCCAGGGGUCACUCCGUGCCACACGUGCACCUGUCUGUCCAUAGACAGUGAGGACCCGACCGUGUGGUGUGAGGAGGAGGCCUGCAACACCACCUGCCUCCAGGGCUUUGAGUACUCCACGGUGGCCGGGCAAUGCUGUGGGAAGUGCGUGCAGACCUCCUGCCUUGCACCAGAUGGUCAGCUGGUCCAGUUCAACGAGACCUGGAUCAACAGCCUUGUGGACAACUGCACGGAGUACCACUGCCAGGCCAGGGACGGACCCCCUAUGCUGACCCCAACGCCUGUGGUCUGCCCCGACGUCCACGCCAACAUGACGGUCCUGCGACACCGGGGCUGCGUCACCCAGACUGCCGUCAAGGUCUCCUUCUGCGAGGGCUCUUGCCCGCAAGUGUCCCGGUGAGCCGCCCCUGGAGCCGGCCACUGUCUCCAGACCUCUGAGAGGCCAGGAGCCGGGUACUCCAUGGAGACACAGGCCAGGCAGUGCAGCUGCAGCUGCUGCCAGGAGACCAGGACCCACCAGGAGGUGGUGACGAUGCAGUGCCCCGACGGGACGGCCUUCCAGCACACCUACACCCACGUGGACGAGUGCAGCUGCGUCCCAGCCUGCGCGCACCCCCCCAACCACAGAAACCACGGGCGCCCACGCACGCCUUCCAUGGGUACUGCUGCCCCCGCCCUCUUUGCACUUGCCCUGGUGAAACCCGGGCCCUGCAGGGUGAUAAGCGCAAGGCGGCGACGCUGUGGAGAAAACCGCACCCGCCUGCUCUCGGGCCCCACGGCGGCCUCCGUGCCCCUCGAAGGCCCCGGGGCACAGACCCCCACUGGCUACCUCCUACAGCGAACCACAGACUGA
Molecule: messenger RNA, 20001 nt
Organism: Budorcas taxicolor (takin)
Lineage: Eukaryota; Metazoa; Chordata; Mammalia; Artiodactyla; Bovidae
Gene: MUC5B
Product: mucin 5B, oligomeric mucus/gel-forming
Cellular component (GO): extracellular matrix
Molecular function (GO): protein binding
Source: RefSeq, a predicted model, not a curated record